Epithele typhae is the source of this 888-nucleotide messenger RNA. RefSeq lists its product as uncharacterized. Bases 1 to 888 code for a protein of 295 amino acids. The record is from RefSeq and is a predicted model, not a curated record. NCBI's taxonomy places the organism in Eukaryota, Fungi, Basidiomycota, Agaricomycetes, Polyporales, Epitheliaceae. The transcript has a single exon. Gene Ontology annotation, molecular function: protein binding.
AUGGAGUUCGGGAAGGCGCUCAGCGCAACAUGGUCGCCGGACAGCCGCCGAAUAUACGUCCUGUUCACUUCGGGAGACGUACAUGUCUGGGACGCGAGGGAGCUCAAGUACCUUCGCGCGCUCCUAGCACCGCGAUCCGCCAUACCCAACGACCCAUCCGGGAAUGUGGUGACGACGAGUUUCGCGACUUGUCGUCAAGGUCGCCAUCUCCUGUCUCACGUAACCUUCUAUCGCGACAUCCCCGACGGAACGUUGGGGUACCUUGAUUACGUUCUUGUCUGGGACAUAACUUCCGGAGGAUGUCAUGUAGUACGCCGUGUCAAUCUCCGCGAUCCCCAUCACCACGGACGGAGUACGCGCCAAGCCGUUCUACGGUGCAGCGAAGGCGACGACAGCUUCGACGUACUCUCAAACACCGAAGACGAGGCGCUGUUCCUCGACUCCGGGAGCGACGGCGAAGCGUCUGGCGUUGCUACCACACCUGUGCGGAUCCUUGAAGAACUCCGGAUAGCGGCUUUAUCUUCGGACGGGCGCCGCGCUUUGUGCUUGGAGAAACCCCCAUCGUACAUCACGCACUCCUUCUGCGUCGUGGACACGUCUACCGGCCAGCCGCUCUCGGAAGCUCGUGAGAGAACGGGCCGCCACAUCAUUUACUGCGUCCAGGGCCGGGGUCUCCUAUUGGGUGGGCACGACGCAUCGAAGCCGCCCCACCGGAGCUACUGGAACACGGAGGACGGCACGCUUUUCUUCCUCCCUCCGAUACAAAAGAUGGACCCAUUCACCUUUGCGGCCACGUCGGACGGAUCGGUGUUCGGGUGGACUGCGUAUGGUGGGCCGGUGGUAUUUGAACGGGCCGCGCUCGAACGGAUACCAGCAGAGAAGGAUUGA